Messenger RNA from Amaranthus tricolor (Joseph's coat), 2640 nucleotides. Its product is annotated as OVARIAN TUMOR DOMAIN-containing deubiquitinating enzyme 6. The coding region runs from base 829 to 2406 and encodes 525 amino acids. Gene Ontology annotation, molecular function: cysteine-type deubiquitinase activity; K63-linked deubiquitinase activity. The transcript is spliced from 9 exons. The record is from RefSeq and is a predicted model, not a curated record. NCBI's taxonomy places the organism in Eukaryota, Viridiplantae, Streptophyta, Magnoliopsida, Caryophyllales, Amaranthaceae. Gene Ontology annotation, biological process: protein deubiquitination.
UUUAGCCCAGGAUGAGCUUUUUAUAUGGUUACCUAUUAAAAUAAUUAUUGUUUCUGACCCUAUUCUAGAAUCAUCUUGUUUGAUGUUGGAAUAGCCCAUAAACAACUUUGCCUGUCACUUUUUGCAGAUCGUCCCAGUUGUAAGCCAAAUGAUAUAAUCGGAUAAAAUUAGAUUCAUUUAUAAGAUGGGAUGAAUAUAAAAUUAUUGGAUUUAUUUUAAACCCUUUUAAAAAUUUGGGGUGAAAUAAUAAUGUGGUAAUGUUGAACAAAGAACCACGUGUGGAGAGGUAUCGGCGAGAAAAGCAUCAGAAGAUAAAAGUAAAGUAAAGAAAACAGAAGUCCGACGUCACGUGGCCGUCCAUGUUUGUGCACGAUUAAACAAACCUCAACUUCUUCUCUUUCUAUCUCUCUAUUAUUAUCCAUUCUCAUCUCUGCAUUCUUUUUCAUAUUCUUCAACCUUCCUUCUUCAGUCCCAUUUCUUUCUUUCAACUGACUACAAUUACAAGCAUAAAUCAAUCAAUUAGGAUCUUUAAUUACUUUCCUUCGCCUCUAAGUUUUCUCCACUUAUUUCACUUCUUCUUAUUCAGCUGCGUCCGAUCCUACCUCUCAUUUUUCAAAUUAAGGGGAAAGAAAACACAUAUAAUUCACAGGGGAAUGCAGAGAUCGAUUUGCUCUUAUAAAUACAACAAGGAAAAGGAAUCAGCACGCCGGAGCAGGUCAUUUAGCCGUGGGAUUGGCGUUAACGUGCCUAAAGUCAGGACCCGAGACAAACUAGCCACAGUUUAGCUGUGUGUUUGAUUUAAGGUCAAAUAGAUAAAGAAACACAGCAAUGACCAGGAUUUUGGUCCAGCGCGGUUGUACAGGGAGUUCUUCAUCAAAUCAGAGCCGUAUUUCAGUUCCAAGUUCAACUAAUGUACCUCCUCCCCAAUCUAACAUCAGCGUUCCUGAUGAUGCUCAUGAACAAGUUACUGUCAAUGAAUUGCCUGAUAAUUGUGCUAAUACUGCUGACAAAAGGAACAAGAGUGAUGAUUUUUUGAAUGAAGGUUCUGAUAAGAAUGUAGAGGAUGAUGAAGCUGUUCAUGAUUUUAAUGUGGGGAACAACGAUAUUCAAGUGGAUUCUCAUUCUGUGAGAGGCUUUAGUGGGUUAAAGGUCACUGACCAAAUCAGUCACGAGACUUCUGAUACCGUGGGCGUGGGUGGUACUGGGGAUUACUUGUAUAAUACUGGUACUGGUACCGGAACCUCCCAACCCCCUCCUCCUCCUGUUCCGCCUCCAAUACCUUCAGGUUCGAAUUCUAUUUCCAGGAGACUCCAUUUAGGGACUCCAGAUUCUCCCUGGAUUGGUUCUUCUAGAAGGCCUACUGUGUGGCCCACCUCAGCUAGGACUUCCCCCUCUGCAUCAAGACCUUCCUCACCCAGAUCGCAUUGUGAAACUGAGGGGUAUAAUAGUGCGGAUGAGCAAUCACCUAGUUUUGGAUCAUCAUAUUACGAUCUUGAGAGAGAGCGUCAGUUUGAGAUUGAUAUCAGGCGUGCUAAAGGUUUAGAAGUUAAGAAAAUGCUCGAAGAUGGUAAUUGUCUAUUUAGGGCUGUUGCAGAUCAAGUUUAUGGGGAUUCGGAGGCAUAUGAUUUGACCAGGCAGAUGUGUAUAGAUUAUAUGGAGCGCGAGAGAGAUCAUUUCUCACAGUUCAUUACAGAAGGAUUUACAUCUUAUUGUAAAAGGAAACGAAGAGACAAGGUUUAUGGAAACAACGUCGAGGUCCAGGCCUUGUCUGAGAUGUAUAAUCGACCCAUACAUAUAUAUUCGUAUAGUACAGAACCUAUCAACAUAUUUCAUGGGAACUAUGACACGGAUCUGCCCCCUGUUCGCCUAAGCUACCAUCAUGGUAAUCACUAUAAUUCACUAGUUGAUCCCCGUCGAUUAAGUGUUGGUGCUGGGCUCGGAUUUAGUUGUCUUCGAGGGAGAAAUGUGGACAAGGAUCAAGUAAAAGCUGCCAUAAAAGCUCAACAAGACCAACAGAUAGAUAAUGCGCUGCUGGCUGAAGGUCGAUUUUACUCAGAUCUUGAGCUCACAGAAAAAGAAAUUGAACGUAUGGUAAUGGAAGCUUCUCGAGCUGAAUAUCUUUCUGGUAAUAAAUCAAAACAACAUGUCGGUCAAAGGGAAUCUUCAACAUCUAAUGCGGAACCAUCAUCAUCAGGAGCCAGGGCAUCGGGGAGUGUGAAUGAGAAAGAAAGUGGUUUGUCUGGUGAAAUGUUUAGCAGCAGCAUGGAGGUGGUGCUAUCAAUGGGAUUUAGCUAUAUGCAGGUGAUUGAGGCAUACACCAUAUUUGGAGAUGAUGUUGAUUCCAUGGUUUGUUACCUGUUGGAGACCAGCAGUAGCAUCAGGCGUAAGGGCAAGGCUACUGAAUGACUCAACUUUAACUAAACACAGCUUAGUGGAUCUAAUUGCUAUCACAUUACUCUUUAUUAGUUACAAAUUACAAUAAUCAUUUUCAUUAUUAGUUGACAUGCAAAUAUGCUGAUUGCCGAGUAUAAAUUCAACUAUUUACCAUUAACUAGUACUUACCCGUACCGUGCAUUACACUAACUCAUAUUUUUGCGUGAAAGCAUUAGUUAAUAACAAAUAUGCAAUUUAUAAUCAAAA